This is a messenger RNA of Harpegnathos saltator (Jerdon's jumping ant), 2194 nucleotides long. Its product is annotated as homeobox protein Nkx-2.2a. Lineage: Eukaryota; Metazoa; Arthropoda; Insecta; Hymenoptera; Formicidae. The transcript is spliced from 4 exons. The coding region runs from base 1152 to 2075 and encodes 307 amino acids. Gene Ontology annotation, molecular function: DNA-binding transcription factor activity, RNA polymerase II-specific; RNA polymerase II cis-regulatory region sequence-specific DNA binding. Gene Ontology annotation, cellular component: nucleus. Gene Ontology annotation, biological process: regulation of transcription by RNA polymerase II; cell differentiation. The record is from RefSeq and is a predicted model, not a curated record.
AGGGCGCAAGUUCGUCCUGCGGAUUCAAAUGAAUCGCUUUGCGGAUUUAUCCGAUUGUCAGAAGAACUCGAGUUCUUCGAUCGUGGGUCGCGACCGAGGCGCGUCGCGACAGAGACGGUCGCAUCCGACUUUCGAGCGAAACGAACGAAACGAAAAGUGAACUAAACGGUGAACGGCCGCGCUCGCUGCGUUUUCCUAUUUCAAGCCCUUCCUCCCGCUCUCCGGGGGAACGUUUCCGUAAUUCACCACUGUGGUGUCGUCGGCAGGGUGGGAAUAGAGCGAGGGAUGAAGGAGAAAUCUCCGCCUCCAGCGGCAGAGAACCGCCCUCCGCUUCGAGGGUGCUUGACGAGGGAAACUGCACGGAGGUAGGGAACACUAGCCGUCAAGUGCUCGUCGAGGAUACUCAAAAACUACAAGAAGAGUCCUUCAGCAGCUCCGAAAAGGAAUCGCCGACCUUUUCGAGUUUUCUCUCGCCCCGACUCUUUGCGUGUGACUCUUUGCGAGAGACGGGCUCUCUCGUCACAGUGCGUUUCGCUGACUGACACUUUGUCUCCCUGGAAGCGAGGAAUUAGUUACGAUAGUGUUGAUGGUGUGCGACAAAGGUGGAGAAACUAGCCGUGUGUGUGUGUGCGUGUGUGCGUGUGUGACACACACGGCAGGCUCGAGAAUAUUCGAGGAACAGUGAUAUAGGAGGAUUGAAAAGUAAGGCGUGCCUUUCUAUCUAUCUAAAGGCAGAGUAUUAUCCUUUGUUUAAAUGUUGUUGAAACGCGCGCAGGCGCGCGUGCGAGAAUGAGAAAACCCGAAAGGAUGAAAUAUAUUCGAUAAGGAAUCCGGAGUGCGGUUUCUUUUUCUUUAUCGAGUGAAUAAGGUAGCGAUAAGGAGCAAGGUUGAAAUAAACAAGAAAAAAGUUGGGGUGAAAGUGAGGAAGAAGAGGAGCUGUCGGAAUUGAGAUUCAAUCGCCGCGAUUCCACAGUCGCGAUCGCAAGAGAAGAAAUUAUAAGCGAGCAUUAGUGCGUGUGUCGAGAAAAGAGAGAGAGAGAGAGAGAGAGAGAGAGAGAGAGACUUUUGUAGCGAGGCUCCUCGCUCUUGAAAAUAAACCAUCGAUGUAACAUGUACUGACGCCAGUAAUAAUCCUUCAGAAUCUUCUCAAAAUGGCGGACAAGAAUAAGGUAGAAAAGAUUCUACCCUGGCCGAUUAUACCGUAUCCGAUCAGUGUUUGGAAUCAGCUCUGGUGUAAUCAGCUCGUGUUGAACCCUAGGUUGCUGGAGGGUUGCAUCAAAGUACCGGCGAGGGCUUCCAGCUUCCACAUCAGCGAUAUCUUGGAAUUAAAUGACAACAAGCCGUCGCAAGAGGAGGCAAAUGUGCAAGGUGCUACGACGGUCCUACCAGCGGCGAGCGACAUGCCGUCAGCUUACCAGCAACUCCUGGAGCACACGUCUGCUAUGCUCCAACCGGCUAUGCACGCUAAUCUGACCAGGAGUACGCUGCCACCUCCGCCUGGAUUAUUAGGUUGGACAACGGGACCGGCACUGCCGACGGCGUUACCUCAACCCCUGGAGGAAGUGAAUGUCCUCCAGCAACCGGACUCGACGAGCCCGGCGAUUUCGGACCUGUCGUUCCCGUCGCAGCAGGAAAACAGCCACGAAUCAAAGGACGAGGAAUCGCAGGAUUUCGAGGACGAGCAGCAGGGUAACGAGACACAGACGCACGAGACCGAGCAUAAAAAGCGCAAACGGCGAGUGCUGUUCUCCAAGGCGCAGACCUUCGAGCUGGAACGGCGCUUCCGUCAGCAGCGGUACCUCAGCGCGCCCGAACGCGAGCACCUCGCUUCCAUCAUCCGGCUUACGCCGACCCAGGUGAAGAUCUGGUUUCAAAAUCACAGGUACAAGACCAAGAGAGCGGCGAACGAGCGCGUCGAGGCCAGUGGCAGCGGCUGCUCGCCCAGGCGAGUCGCCGUCCCGGUGCUGGUGAGGGACGGCAAGCCCUGCCAGUCCAAGAUGAUGGAACCCACGGCGUAUCCGGGACCCGGCGGCCAGGUCCCCAUGGGGCCGUACAUACAAAAGUACUGGUGGUAGAAGAACAGAAGUGACGCAGCGGCCCGUGGAUGGCUCUUCUUCUUCCUCUUCUUCUUCUUCCUCUUCUUCUUCUUCUUCCUCUUUUUCUUCCUCUUCUUCUUCCUCUUCUUCUUCCUCUU